UGGCCAGCUCGGCCAUCACCUCGUUCAUUUGGCCGCACUGAGGAGCCCAUGCCGCCUGGAAGUGAACCACCGUUAGUCGUUUGCCGGCUUUGGCGAGGAAAUCCUCAAAGUCCGACUGAGUCUUCGCCUCUACGAGGUUCGCCAUUUUCCUUAAAGUAUAACGUCCGGUGUCGGUGUUACGUCACUUCCUUGUAGCCCGGCAACUCCUAGCAAGUGCUAAAGACGCUAGCCGGAAGUCGUUUGGAAUCUGAUGAGAAGCAACGCAAGCCCACACUGGAUUAGUGGAAAUAAUAGAGUCGUCGUUAAGAAACAGGAAUACCAUGGAAGAACAAAGUGCAGACAUAGACGUGACUGUUAAAACAUUAGACUCUCAAAGCAGAACGUACACCGUCAGUGCUCAGCUGACUGUAAAAGAGUUCAAGGAGCACAUUGCGUCUUCUGUGGGAAUCCCUGUUGACAAACAGAGGCUCAUCUACCAGGGCAGAGUCUUACAGGAUGAAAGGACGCUGGCAGACUACAAUGUAGGUGGCAAGGUGAUUCAUCUCGUGGAGCGUGCACCCCCUCCGCCCUCCCAGCCCGGCUCCGGGUCAGGAGGCGGAUCAGCCGACAGCGGGGCCUCAUCCUCGUCCCACGAUACUUCCCAAGUAACUCCGCAUGAUCGCAAUGCCAACAGUUAUGUCAUGCUUGGCACCUUCAACCUCCCGGUCAACAUCAUGGACCCCCAACAAAUACAGAUGUCAGUUCAGCAGAUGAUGUCCAACAUGGGGGACAAUGCAAGAAAUGCCAGGGUCACAACCAGCACCGGGAGCAACGGGUCGGUGAAUGUGCACAUCGACAUGGAUCAGCAGGUGCAGAGUGAACCUCGGCUGCGGCUGGUGCUGGCUGAGAACAUGUUGAGGGACAUCAAUGAUUUGAUUGAAAGAAUGGAGGGUGGAACGGCCGACACAUCCACUCAAACGGACACGACUUCCUCUGCGGCCGCACCUCCUCCCUUGUCUUCAUCCACUACCUCCACCCCCUCUCCCUCCGCUCAGCCCAUGGACACCUCCCCUCCUCCUACAACACCCCCACCUCCACCCACCUCUUCAGCAACAACUGAGGGGCCGACGCCCCAACCUGGACCCAAUCACCCGAGUCCAACUGAGCUGGCAGAGAUGUUGUCUGAACUACGGAGGGUGGAGGAGAGGCUGCAGCCUUUCAUCCAACGAGCUCACACCAUUCUGGAGACAGCCACCACUGCAGAAUACAACAACAAUACAGAAAGAGAGGAUGAUCAGCAGACCCUUGUCCUCACAUGGGAGUGUCUCCGUCUCCUUGGCAACGCCCUUGUGGCCCUCAGUGACCUGCGCUUAAAUCUCAUGAGCCCUGUGCCCCGCCACCUCCACGUGGUGCGGCCAAUCUCCCACUACGCUGUUCCCGUUUCAAUGCCCGGUGCUGUGCACCGCCACAUCCCAGUGCAUAUGAACCUGGGUGCCACAAUGACAGCAAAUGGCACGGAGGGACCGGCCCCGCCCACCCAGCCAGCCAGCCAGUUCGAGCAGGCAGGUCAGGGACAGACCUCCCCCUCACAGACUUCCCCGUCCAAUCAGCAGGCUGGACAGGGACAGGCUGGCCCCCGGGUCAUCAGGAUCAGCCACCAGGCAGUCCCGGUGGUCAUGAUGCAGAUGAACACGGACGGCACAAGUGCAAACCCUGCAGCUGGUCACCAGGUGCCCGGCCAGCCAGGUGGUCUACCCCCAGACUUUAUGAGGAAUCUCAUGCAACAGAUCAGCCAGUACGCCACCGCCGCCGCCACCGCUGCUGCCACCGCUGCUGCCACUGGCCAACCAAUCCCGCCACAGCCCACCCCUCCUGGCUACAGCUCCACGGCUAACUCCUCAGCCACCACCACGGGUCCUAACACCCCUACCACCACACCUACUGCACCCCCACCGCCUCCUCACGCUGGCCCGCAGCCUCAGGCCAGGGUUGUGUUCACCCGGCCACCAUUUGCACCCAACAUCCCUCUUCCAGCUUUUGGCACCCGAGGAACUACCAUCAAUGUGAGGGCUGCCAUGCCCGGCCAGCAGUCAGGACAGGCUUUCAAUGCUGCUGCGGUCAACCAGAUGAUUAGCGCGCUGGUUGGUCAGCUCCUGCUGCCAGGACAAAUGGCACCUCAGACAGCCAACACUUCCUCAUCCACCUCCACGUCGUCCUCCACUUCCUCUUCUGCGUCCUCUUUUACCUCUCAAACAUCUUCCUCCUCCUUCUCCUUCUCCACCUCAAGUGGAGAAGCAAACACAGCCAGUCCACCGAGUCAGCCCGAGAACACCUCCAGCGAGCCUCAGCCUCAGGAGAUGCACGCGGACCUCAGCCAGAUGUUGGGCUCCCUGCUGGGGGCUGCUGGAGAGGCCACGCUGGGUACUGCGGGGGGCCCCUCCAUCACUGUCACCACCUCAGGUCUUCCGAACCUCAUGCAGGGCUUCAUGCAGCAGGCCUCCCAGCCCAUCUUCUCCCCGCCGCCUCCUCCCCCCUCCAGUGCCACUGCUGCUCCUAGCGCAGGAGUCAACCCGACUUCCAACCCUUCUUCUGCAGGAGCAUCCGAAGCUCUCAACCCAGAGCUAUUCACCGGCAUCGUCCGCGGUGUCCUGAGCAGCAUGAUGGGCUCUCUGGGCCAAGCGCAGAACGACACGGAGAGCAUCGCGCAAUUCAUGCAGAGGCUCUCACAGACCACCAACAUUUUCAUCAGUCCAGAGGAGCCGACUGGCUUCUUUGGCGAGCUGCUAAUGCUGGUGUGCCAGACGUUCACCAUGUCGGACCUGGUGAUUCUGCUGCAUGGGCAGCACCAGCCGCUGGGCCGCAUCCAGCCACAACUUUCCCAGUUCUUCACCCAGAACUACCUCAACGGCAGAGAGCCCACAGAUGCAAACAUCGCUGCCGCUGCUGACGUCAUUGUGCAAGAACUGGAGGAAUACAUCACAGAAAGCUUUCGGGAAUCUUCUGUCACCGUGCUGGAGGGCGUGGAUGCCACCCAGACUAACAUGUCCUUCUUCAGACAACAGCUGAUGCACAUCGCCACACACAUUCUACGUUGUACAGAUGAUUCGUUUGGGCUUCGCCUGCUUCAAAUGUGCAACCAGGCACUGUUUGAGUGUCUCGCACUCAAUCUGCACUGCCUGAGAGGAGACCAGCGAGCUCUGACUGCUGUCAUCAACCACCGGAUUCGGAGGAUGUCAAGUGACAUCAGCCCCAGUCUUGUCAACUGGAUGACCAGUAUGAUGACCAUGCGGCUGCAGUUCAUUCUAGAACACCUCCCCAUCACACAGGAGCAGAUCCAAAACUACAUUGUUUACACACAGAGGGAUCAGCCGACUGCAAGUGACACACAAGAGCCCGAGCGAACACAAAGUGCGACGAUCAGUGACACUCACUCACCUGCCGCGGCCACCACAGCGGAAGAGGCCAUGUCGGUGUCACGCGACACCAGGGCGUCGUCACGGGAGACGAGAACGCUGCCCGUAGACUUGGGUGCCACAGGGGGAGCUACGCCCUUAGCGCCCAUGACGGCAGUGGGAGCUGAGGGAGUCAGCGACGACUCCGCUGGAGAGUCCGAGGCCUGGGCAGCCACCGUUCCUCCUGAGUGGGUUCCCAUCAUCAGGUGCGACAUGCUCACGCAGAGGAAGAUGAAGGCGCAGCCGCCGCUGUCUGACGCCUAUUUGCACGGUAUGCCUGCGAAACGCAGGAAGACGGGACAGGGGGGCGGAAGCCUGGCCUCCCUCUCAGACGCCGUGAGCCAAGCGGCCAGGGCGGCCGGUGUGAGGCCCAUGACGUCUGGCGAGCGUUUGCAGGAAGAGCUGGACACCGAGGAGCUGAAGGAGGCUUAUUCAGAGCAGGUCAAAGCAGACAUCAAAAAACGAGUGCGUGAUGACCCAGACUUCAGCCCGCAGCAGUUCCCGGACACGCACAGAGCCUUCUUGUCCGACUCGUAGUCAACUCUCUCUUCAAACUCAGACCCUCCUCUCCUCUUCUUUCCACUAAGUACAGCUUGGCACCCCCACCCCCAGUGCUAAUUGCAGGAUGCUAAUGCGGCAACGUCCCCUAGUGCCUAUUUAUUGCUUUGCUCCAGCUUUCUCUCUUGUCCUGAGAAGAUUUGACUGAAGAUGGUGACUUUUGUUUGUGUGUGUGUGCGUGCACAUUUCUUUCGCCUCCCUUGCUUUCUCACAUUUGAACCAUCCUCUAACAGUCUUCCUGUCUGGAGUGCACGCGCCAACUUUCAUGUGACGAACAUGCUGUUUCGUACAUGAAUGUACAGUAAAGCUUAAUAAACGUUUGAUUUAAGAUUUUAAAAAAGUACUUACUGUAGUUUUAAAAUCGCUGUUAUUAUUAAACUAUUAAAUUAGAGCUUACAGCAGUAUCUGAUCAUAUAGGUGCCAUAAAACAUACCCAGUGGUAGCAUUUGACCACCAGAAAGCGCUCAUGGUAUUCCUUUUUCUUUACACGUGUGUGUGUGUGUGUGUGUGUGUGU
This is a messenger RNA of Dunckerocampus dactyliophorus (ringed pipefish), 4504 nucleotides long. It is a transcript of the gene bag6, whose product is annotated as BCL2 associated athanogene 6. The record is from RefSeq and is a predicted model, not a curated record. Gene Ontology annotation, molecular function: polyubiquitin modification-dependent protein binding; misfolded protein binding. The transcript has 25 exons. Lineage: Eukaryota; Metazoa; Chordata; Actinopteri; Syngnathiformes; Syngnathidae. Gene Ontology annotation, cellular component: BAT3 complex. The coding region runs from base 321 to 3968 and encodes 1215 amino acids.